Molecule: messenger RNA, 2928 nt
Organism: Linnemannia hyalina
Lineage: Eukaryota; Fungi; Mortierellomycota; Mortierellomycetes; Mortierellales; Mortierellaceae
Source: the annotation of a GenBank genome assembly
AUGGCACCCUUCGCAAAGCCUGAAUCUGUGCUUCGCAGAGCCGAUGAGCUCAUCGCCGUCGGUCAGCACGCCGCUGCCCUCGAGGCUCUUCACGAUGUCAUCAUCUCCAAGAGAUCUCGCAGUGUUCCCCUCGCUUCGUUGGAGCCCAUCAUGCUCAAGUUUGUCGAGCUGUGCGUCUCCCUUCGCAAGGGCAAGAUCGCCAAGGAGGGUCUCCAUCAGUACAAGAACAUUUCCCAGAACACCAGCAUCGCCACUAUCGAGUUGGUUAUCAGAAAGUUCAUCCAGUUGUCUGAGGAAAAGGUCCAGGAGGCUCAGGCCAAGGCCGAUCAGAUCACCUUGGACGGCUUGGACGACUUGGAGGCCACCGAGACUCCCGAGUCCAUCCUCCUCUCCACCGUCUCUGGCGAGCAGAACAAGGACCGCACUGACCGUGCCGUCGUCACCCCCUGGCUCAAGUUCCUGUGGGAGGCCUACAGAACCGUCCUCGACAUUCUCAGGAACAACGCCCGCCUCGAGGCCCUCUACCAGACCACCGCCCACCAGGCCUUCCAUUUCUGCUUGAAGUACACCCGCAAGACCGAGUUCCGCCGUCUCUGCGAUCUCCUCCGCAACCACUUGCAGAACAUUGCCAAGUACGCCCACCAGCCCCACUCCAUCAACUUGAACGAGCCCGAGUCCCUCCAGCGCCACUUGGAUACCCGUUUCCAGCAGUUGAACGGUGCCGCUGAACUCGAGUUGUGGCAGGAGGCCUUCCGUUCCGUCGAGGAUAUUCACAACUUGAUGACCAUGUCCAAGAAGAUGCCCAAGCCCUUCAUGAUGGCCAACUACUACGAAAAGUUGACAAAGAUCUUCAUGGUCUCCGACAACUACCUCUUCCACGCCGCUGCCUGGAACAAGUACUACACCCUCGUCAAGACCCAGAACAAGUCCGUCACCGACGAGGAGCAGACCCGCAUGGCCUCCUUGGCCCUCCUCUCUGCCCUCGCCAUCCCCGUCGUCUCUACCAAGGACACCGGUUACGAGGUUGAUGAGUCCAAGAACAAGUCUCACCGCCUCGCCGCCCUCUUGGGUCUUAACCGCUCCCCCAACCGUGCUAGUCUCUUGAAGGAGGCCCUCAGCAAGAACAUCCUCAAGCACGUUCGCCCUGAGCUCCGCGAGUUGUAUAACAUCUUGGAGGUCCAGUUCCACCCUCUCUCCAUCUGCAAGAAGAUCGAGCCCAUUAUGACCAAGCUCACCGAGGAUCCCGAGCUGGUCAAGUACGUCAAGCCCCUCCACCAGGUCAUCUUGACCCGCCUCUUCCAGCAGUUGUCCCAGGUCUACACCACCGUCAAGCUCGACUUUGUCAUCCAGUUGGCCUCCUUCGCUGCCCCUUUCAACUAUGACUCUGCCACCAUUGAGAAGUUCAUCAUGCAGGGAUGCAAGAAGGGAGAGUUGUCGAUCCGCAUUGAUCACGCCACCCAGUCCUUGACCUUCGAGACUGACUUGUUCGCUGUUGACAACAAGACCGUCACCGACGGCCCCGUCUUGCAGUCGUUGCCCGCUGACCUCAUGAGAACCCAGUUGACCCGCUUGGCCACCUGCCUCAACACCACCGUCUCCAUGAUCUCGCCCGAGAUUGUCGAGGCCAAGAAGGAGGCCAAGAAGGCUGCCUUCAUGAAGGCCUUGGUCGGCAUGAAGGAGGAUCACAAGUUGGCCCUCGAGCGCAAGGCUAUCAUCGAGCGCAAGAAGGAGUUGAUCGAGACCAUGUUGGCUCGCAAGGAGAAGGAGGAGGCCCGCGAGAAGGCCCUCCGCAUCCAGGCCGAGCAGGAGGCCCUCAAGGUCCGUCUUGCAGAGGAGCGCCGCAAGCGCGAGGAGGACCGCAUCCGUGCUGAGCAGGACGCCAUUCGCAAGACCGAGUCGCUCAAGUUGGCCGAGUCCCUCAAGAACAAGGUCGGUGUCGAGCUCAACGACGAGGAUCUCGACAACCUCGACAAGGACAAGUUGGUUGCUAUUCAGAUCAAGCAGCUCGAGAAGGAGAAGAGCGAGAUGGCCACCCGUACCAAGGCCAUUGGCAAGCGUCUGGAUCACGUCGAGCGUGCUAUGCGCUUGGAGGAGCGCCCUCUUUUGGCCAAGGAUUACGAACGUCAGCAGAGAGCCGACCGUGUCUACCACGAGGCUGCUGUCAAGGCCCACUUCGAGGCUGCUGCUGCCAAGCAUGCUCACGAGUUGAUGUUGAAGAAGCGCAUGAUCAAGAUCGUCGACGACUACCGCCAGACCCGCCAUGAGAUGGAGGAAAGACGCGAGGAGGAGUUUGCCCAGAGACGCGAGGCAGCCCGUAUCAGGAUCGAGGAGGAAAAGGCCAGACGCAUUCAAUUGUACAGAGAGCGCAAGGCCGAGAACGAGGCCCGCAAGAUCCGCGAGGAGAAGGAGCAUGCCGAGCGUGAGGCUGAGGCUGCCCGUCGUGCCGAGGAGGAGGAGAAGAGACGCACUGAGCGUGCUGCCCAGGCUGCCAAGGAGCGCGAAGAGUACGAGGAAGAGAGACUCAAGUUGGAUGCCAUGGCUGCCAAGCAGCGUGAGAAGGAGGCCGCCAUCGAGGCCCGUCUUUCUGGAUCCAGAACCGGCUCUGCUGCCCCCGUCACACCCCCCAGAUUCGUCCCCUCGUCUUCUGGAGGAGAGAAGCCCAGCUGGAGAGAGCGUGUUGCUGCCAAGGAGGCUGCUGCCGCUGCCGGCGAGGCUGCCCCUGCCCCUGCCCCCGCUCCCCCCGCUGGCGCUUACCGCCCUCCUGGUUCCCGCGCCACCGAGCCUCCUCGUCGUGACACUCCUCCCCCUCGUCGCGAGCCCGCCCCUGCCCCUCAGGCUGAGGAGCCCGCCCCUACCCGUCGUCCCUUGUUCGGCAACGCCACUGGCGGUGGAUGGAGAGACCGCGAGGCUGCCAAGAAGACGCAGUAA